This is a messenger RNA of Solanum verrucosum, 1770 nucleotides long. RefSeq lists its product as uncharacterized. Gene Ontology annotation, molecular function: zinc ion binding. Lineage: Eukaryota; Viridiplantae; Streptophyta; Magnoliopsida; Solanales; Solanaceae. The record is from RefSeq and is a predicted model, not a curated record. The transcript is spliced from 4 exons. The coding region runs from base 1 to 1770 and encodes 589 amino acids.
AUGCUACCAGAGCUUCCUAGUCAUACUCAAGAAAAAGAUUGCAUUAUAUCAGAUGAUGAAUUAAUGAGUUUGCAUGGAGAUUCAGAUGAUGAUAAUCCUAAAAGAUCUAUCAUUUUUAAUCCAGGCAAAGACUUGGAGGAUCCAACAUUUGAAUUUCUGAUCAAUAUGAUUUUUAGUAAUAGUAAAGAGUUUAAGUGGGAUGUUGAAGUGCAUGCUGUGAUGAAGAAGAAAGACAUUAAUUUUUUAAAGAAUGAAACUCAGAGGUCAAGAGCAAUUUGCAAAGUGCCAAACUGCAAGUGGUUCAUAUUUGCAUCAAAGGCCAAUCAGGAUGAACCUUUCCAGAUCAAAACAAUAGGCCCUGAUCAUGAAUAUGGCAACCAAAGAGACAAUAAGACUAUUGACUCUGGAUUUUUAGCUAAGAAGUAUAUAGAAGAUUUCAGAAUUAAUCCAUCCUGGGGUGUGAAGGAAUUUCAAGCCCAUAUAAUGAGAACUCACAAGUGCACACUUAGUAGAUACCAAUCUUACAGGGCAAAGAAAAAGGCAACGAAGUUGAUUACAGGAACUAAAGAAGAACAAUUUAACAUGUUGUGGGACUAUUGUGCUGAGUUACGGAGGAGUAAUUCUGGUACUACAUGCAUUUUGAAGAUGGAUGAUAACCCAACCAUGAUGGUCAGAGGCAAAAAAAGAUUUUUAAGGCUUUAUAUUUGUCAUGCAGCUACUAAACAAGGAUUUUUAGCGGGAUGUAGACCAAUCAUAGGGGUUGAUGGAUGUCACUUGAAAGGACAUCAAAAGGGCGGUCAAUUAUUGACUUCUGUAGGAGUUGAUGGAAAUAACAACAUGUAUCCAGUUGCAUUUGCUGUCGUAGAAGGAGAAUUGAAGGAAACAUGGCAUUGGUUUCUCACUCUUCUUGAUGAAGACCUAAGAAUCUCACAAAUUCUCGUGCGUUUUGGAGGACAAGCACUGAAAGAUGUCUUAUGGAAAGCUGCAAGGGCAACCACUGAAGGUGCAUUUCACAAGUACAUGGAAGAAAUGAAAAAAUUGAACCCUGAAGCCCCUCAAUGGUUCAUUAACAAGCCUCCUAUUCACUGGUCUAUAGCUUUUUUCUCUUCUUUCCCAAAGUGUGAUAUGUUAUUGAACAAUUUGUGUGAGUCGUUCAAUAGUGUACUAUUAGUUGCUAGAGACAAACACAUUUUGACAAUGCUCGAGUUAAUUAGGUUGUACAUGAUGUCAAGAUUUCAGAAGAAUAGAGACAACAUGAUGAAGCAUGGACACAAAUUUUGUCUAAAAAUCUUGUUGAAGUUAGAGGAGAACAAAUCUAAGGCUGCUGAAUGUAUUGCCACUAAAGCUGACCAGUUUCAUUAUCAAAUUGAUGACAUCAAUCUUAGACUAUUCUCUGUUGAUCUUAAGGAGAUGAUAUGUUCUUGUAAGAGAUGGGAGUUAACUGGAAUACCUUGUCAUCAUGCAAUUGCAGCAAUAUGGGUUGAAAAAGACGAACCAGAAAUCUCUGAAGAGUGGCCUAAAACAGGAGUUGAACCACCACUGCCACCGAUAUACAAAACUCAGCCUUGUAGACCGCCAAAAUUAAGAAAGAGAGGAUCUGAUGAGACAUCCCCAAAAGAUAGGGACGAUCACGGCAGAAAGCCACUUUGGCAGAUGACAAAUAAAAAGUUCAACAUGACCAGUUAUUGUAGAAAGGUCGAUGAGCUUGUUCUUCAAGAUAGAGACAUGGAAGACUUGAGCUUGUUCUUCAAAGAGAGAGAAUUAAAAUGA